Raphanus sativus (radish) is the source of this 1746-nucleotide messenger RNA. RefSeq lists its product as uncharacterized. The record is from RefSeq and is a predicted model, not a curated record. NCBI's taxonomy places the organism in Eukaryota, Viridiplantae, Streptophyta, Magnoliopsida, Brassicales, Brassicaceae. The transcript has 4 exons. The coding region runs from base 169 to 1521 and encodes 450 amino acids.
UGCGUUAUCAAAAGCCACGUUACGUUAGCAUCAAUCAUUUAUAAAUAACUUUCGCAAUUUUAGCUAUCCCUGAUUCUCAGCCGUCUUCUUAGGAGAAAAAACAGAGUAUCUCGUCUGAUUUCUCGCUCCAUUUUUUUUAAAAAAUAUUUAUUUUCCGAGCGAUCGUCCAUGACGGACAUCGACAUCGGAACCGCAGCAGAAAGAAACGACGACGGAGGAGGAAGAAGAGAGCCGUUGAUUAACCGCGAAAAGAAGUUCAAGCGCUGCGUCUCGAACGUCCACGACGAGCUCCAUAGUUUCAGGAAAUAUCUGAGAUGGAUGUGCGUGGACCAGUCGAGCCCUUGGACAGCGGUUCUCUCUUGGUCGAUGUUCGUCGUUUUCACGCUCGUGGUUCCGGCGAUGUCUCACUUCAUGCUCGCUUGUGCCAACUGCGAUAGCCAUCACUCUAGGCCGUACGAUUCUGGGGUUCAGCUUUCUCUCAGCAGCUUUGCUGCCCUUUCUUUCCUUUGUCUCUCAAGAUUUGUUAGCAAGUUUGGUCUCCGACGGUUCCUCUUCUUUGAUAAGCUUUGGGAUGAGAGCUCCACUGUUCGUCGAGGCUACACCAAUCAGCUCAACAGAUCACUUAAGAUUCUAUCCUACUUCGUCGCUCCUUGUUUCUUAGCGAUGAGUUCAUACAAGAUAUGGUGGUACGCUUCAGGAGCAUCUCAGAUUCCUUUCCUCGGUAACGUUAUCUUGAGUGACACAGUCGCUUGUCUGAUGGAACUCUGCUCGUGGCUCUACCGUACUACAGUGAUCUUCCUUGUUUGUGUCCUCUUCCGUCUCAUCUGCCAUCUCCAGAUCCUAAGGCUUCAAGACUUUGCUCAGGUCUUUCAAAUGGAUUCAGAUGUUGGUUCCAUCUUGUCUGAGCAUCUCCGCAUCAGACGUCACCUGAGAAUCAUCAGUCACCGUUACCGAAUUUUCAUAUUGUCUUCAUUGAUUCUUGUCACUGGAAGUCAGUUUUACUCGCUGCUUAUUACCACUAAAUCCCAUGCUGGAUUGAAUAUCAACAGUGCUGGAGAACUCGCUCUAUGUUCAAUGACGCUGGUCACUGCGCUACUCAUUCUACUACGAAGUGCCUCAAAGAUCACGCACAAGGCUCAGGCGGUGACUUCCCUUGCUGCAAAGUGGCAUGUCUGCGCGACAAUAGAAUCAUUUGAGACGGUGGAGGGAGGGACUCCAAGGUUAGUUGAUAGAGCAAGCGGACACGGAUUCCAUUCAACAGAUGUUGGUAUUGGAGAUACAGAUAGUGAAGAUUAUGGAGAGGAAGAAGAUGAUUUUGAUAACAACGAUCUCAUCCCUGCUUAUGCUUAUAGCACCAUAUCAUUCCAAAAACGACAAGCUCUAGUGAAUUACUUUGAGAACAAUAAAGCAGGAAUCACAGUUUUUGGGUUCACACUCGAUAGAAGUACUCUUCAUACAAUAUUCGGGAUCGAAAUGACGCUUGUUCUCUGGCUUUUGGGUAAGACCAUUGGGAUCUCUUGAAUCGCUUUUUAGAUCGUAAAGUCUCGAAGUUUUGGUUUUGGCUCCCUUGUUGGAUGAUAUUACUACAUGUGUGUACACGGAGCCUCUCCGUAACAUGUAACAUUUCCUAAAAAAAAUUAAUCAUUGUAAAUCAUGUUGUAUGUUCUUCAAUGUGUAGAUUUUGUAACAAGUUCAUAUGUUUAUCGAGAGAUCUUACAGUAAAUAAGAUUGGGUUUACGAGUUUCA